Molecule: messenger RNA, 1219 nt
Organism: Ornithodoros turicata
Lineage: Eukaryota; Metazoa; Arthropoda; Arachnida; Ixodida; Argasidae
Exons: 9
Coding region: 248-1219 (323 amino acids)
Source: RefSeq, a predicted model, not a curated record
ACCGCACGGGUCUACAGGUAUCACCGAGCUCGGUUGUGUCUUAGUGAAUGCUAGUCAGCACACUUAGUUUGCUCAAUUCGUCACCUUGCUGUCGACCUUUAAUCUUGAGCCCACAGAUACUCCGUUUUCUAUCGUCCUAAAGUGAUAUCUCCGGCACGUAGCGAACAUCCCUCCUGGUGUAGCUUUUGAUAUUCAGUCCCUUCGAGACUCAACCCCUCUGUCGAUCACACUCUUUGGAAGCAAAAACAUGCUCCAUACCUUUUCCGCCGUUUACCUUGCCACUAUCGUCUUCGCGCUAUGCACCGCAGUCUCAAGACAUCCCUCCACCGCCAUGGAAUUGGUACCUGUCCGGGAGAGCCAUCCUGAUAGCACCAUGUAUUUGUGGCGGCCGUACACAGUGUACUUUGUUGGCGACAGGCACUUUGACCCCCUCCAACGAGUUGUACCCAGAUCCGAAAAUAUUACGCAGUUUGACCUCUACGCACAGUCAUAUCUAAAUAUGAUGGUGUAUUACUUCAGAGAACAAUUCUACGGCUGUGAUGUCAAAAUCAAGGUCAUAGGAACACGUAUCUUUACCGUUCAGGAAGAAGAAUUAUACCUCCCAAAAAUCUCGAGAGACGGACGGAUACUUGCUGAUUUGCGAAAUGUAACAUUCGAGGAAUUUUUUGCCCUGAAUCCCGAAGUGGACGCCGCGGAUAUAGUGGUUUUUCUCACGGGGUACAGUUCCCUAUCCAGCUACGAUUAUCAGAACGCGUACUCCCCAGACGAGUCCAGAAUUUGCACUCGGGACAAAUACAUUGUGCUCACUGAUCAAGCCUUUAGUUACGCUGCAUACGUCGACCUUACGGGGCUGCUGCAAAACAUGAUGGGAGUUGAAGAGUACGAUCCUUCCGAGAAUGUUUGCCUCCGCAUUCAGAACGCAUACAGACAGUCUCUCACCGGGAAUGCGGUUUCAAAUGGAGAGCCUGUCCUCUGUUACAACACAAUGAACACCUGCUGCCUACCACAUUUCUACGGAAUAUACAACCUACGCAGAGAACCUCUUUGCAAGCGUUACAACGGCUGGGAGAUAAUAUGGCUGAAGGACAUCCCCGCACUACGGACAAUGCUACGGAAAAACCCGAUUGAUGACUUCUCCUUACAUGGACUAUUGAUGAAGCAACAGGGCCACGAGAACAACAACGCCCCAAACGACGACUUCCCGAGGAGGUCACCUUAG